Falco peregrinus (peregrine falcon) is the source of this 4799-nucleotide messenger RNA. It is a transcript of the gene ACVR1B, whose product is annotated as activin A receptor type 1B. The record is from RefSeq and is a predicted model, not a curated record. Gene Ontology annotation, biological process: protein phosphorylation; cellular response to growth factor stimulus; activin receptor signaling pathway. Gene Ontology annotation, cellular component: activin receptor complex; plasma membrane. Gene Ontology annotation, molecular function: activin binding; ATP binding; activin receptor activity, type I. Lineage: Eukaryota; Metazoa; Chordata; Aves; Falconiformes; Falconidae.
UCGCCCCUCCCGCAGGCGCUGCCGGCCGCUCGGCACCGAGGCCGCGGCGCUCGCCAUGGCCGCCCCGCCGCCGCCCCCCCGCGCCCGCCGCCCGCCGCCGCCGCCCGCCGCCGCCGCCGCCGUUCCCCUGCUCGCCCUGCUCCUGACCGGCGUGCUCGGCGGGGCCCGCGCUUUGACAUGUCUGUGCUCCGACUGCAAACAAGCAAACUCCACGUGUGAAACGGACGGUGCGUGCAUGGUCUCGGUCUUCAACCUGGAUGGUGUUAAACACCACGUGCGGACCUGCAUUCCUGAAGCAAAAUUGAUUCCUGCUGGGAAACCCUUCUAUUGUCUGAGUUCAGAAGAUCUGCGUAAUACUCACUGCUGCUACUCUGAUUUUUGCAACAAAAUUGAUUUAAUGGUUCCCAGUGGGCACCUGAAAGAUAACGAGCCCCCGUCAAGCUGGGGUCCUGUGGAGCUAGUGGCGGUGAUUGCCGGACCCGUCUUCCUUGUGUUUGUUGUCAUGAUCAUAGUAGUCUUUGUGUUUCAUCACCACCAACGAGUCUAUCACAAUCGUCAGCGGCUGGACAUGGAAGACCCCUCUUGUGAAAUGUGCCUUUCGAAGGAUAAGACCUUGCAAGAUCUAGUCUACGAUCUCUCCACCUCUGGCUCUGGCUCAGGUUUGCCACUUUUUGUCCAACGGACUGUGGCUCGAACGAUUGUCCUUCAGGAGAUCAUUGGUAAAGGGCGUUUCGGGGAAGUGUGGCGUGGCAGGUGGCGUGGAGGUGACGUCGCCGUAAAAAUCUUCUCUUCACGGGAGGAGCGUUCCUGGUUUAGGGAAGCAGAAAUAUAUCAAACCGUGAUGCUGCGACAUGAGAACAUCCUGGGAUUUAUUGCUGCGGAUAACAAAGAUAACGGAACGUGGACUCAGCUGUGGCUCGUCUCCGACUACCACGAGCACGGUUCUCUCUUUGACUACCUGAAUCGAUACACCGUGACUAUCGAGGGGAUGAUCAAAUUGCCCCUGUCGGCUGCUAGCGGACUGGCCCAUCUGCACAUGGAGAUUGUGGGUACUCAGGGUAAGACCUGGAUUGCUCACAGAGACUUGAAAUCUAAGAACAUCUUGGUGAAGAAGAACGGCACGUGUGCCAUCGCUGACCUCGGACUGGCCGUCCGGCAUGAUUCCGUUACGGAUACAAUUGAUAUUGCACCAAAUCAGAGGGUCGGAACCAAACGGUACAUGGCCCCUGAAGUCUUGGAUGAAACCAUUAACAUGAAGCAUUUUGAUUCAUUUAAAUGUGCUGAUAUCUAUGCCUUGGGCUUGGUCUACUGGGAGAUUGCUCGAAGGUGCAACGCAGGAGGUAUCCAUGAGGAGUAUCAGCUUCCCUACUACGACCUGGUACCCUCUGAUCCCUCGAUUGAAGAGAUGCGGAAGGUCGUGUGUGAUCAGAAAUUACGGCCUAAUAUCCCAAACUGGUGGCAAAGCUACGAGGCGCUACGGGUGAUGGGUAAGAUGAUGCGAGAGUGCUGGUACGCCAACGGAGCGGCUCGACUCACUGCCCUCCGCAUUAAGAAAACCCUCUCACAGCUCAGUGUCCAGGAAGAUGUGAAAAUCUAGGCUCUGAGCCCCCCCAGCAGGAGGAAACUGCACAAAAGCUGCCAUGCUAGAGUAGACGUGUGACGGAGGCCUACCUCGUGUUUCUGCCCAAUCUACUGCUACCAACCAGACAGCGUGACCUACAGGCUGCUCGGUGGGGUGACGGAGCCUAUGGAAUUGCUCUCUUCCCUGCUUGGGUAUGAAACAAUCAGAAACCUUUUAUGAUCACCUCCUGACAGCGUGAAGACUUGAGAGGGACUUAACCUGAGGGAUCUCAGCCAUGAUCGUAACUCUUUGUUUCUUUAACAGAAAUCCCUGUAAAGUUCAGUGCGCGCGGUGCACCCGUUGGCAGUGGUUGAGGCCGGGGUGCUAGGUGCUGGGAGUGGGAAGGGAAAGGGAAGGUUUUUCUUGCCGUACUCUGUGGAUUUAUUUUUUUCCAGGGACUGGCACGUUUAUGCAGAAAAAGCAUUUGCAAAACAAAUGGUGCUCCCUUCCGAGAGGCUGAGCCUGAACAGUUUAUCAGCUUCAUGAAACCGUUUCCCUCCUCUUUUUCUUUUUUUUUUUUUUCUUAAGCUUGAAAAGAAAACAAAAUAAUUCUAAGUCAAAACCAGAAAUCUGACUGGCUGUCAGUGUGCGCAAUGGUGUAUGCAUGCGCGAGGUGCGCGUGUCCCCUGUGCCUGUUCAUCUCCUUCCGUAGACGUGCGGUGUCUGCCCGUAGGGUGGCUCAUCUCUGUUCGUGCUUUCUGUGCAUGUGCAAAUCUAGAGUGUCUGUUUUUUUUGAGCUGUGCGCGCUGGUGCUCUCCUUUGUCGAGUAGUGAGCAUUGUCUAGCUUGGACAGGCUGCUUAAAACCAGAUCCUUCGCUCGCCGAUGGGUGCUGCGGCCUCGCCGUCCCAACACCGGCUGCAGGAGCUUCCCGUCAGGUUGCCUCACUGCCACCCCUUCCCUUUUUUUUUUCUUUUUUUUUUUUUUAAGACAAAACAAAUGAGGAUUUAACUUCACUCCUGGAAUCCAGGUGGUUGGGGUUUUUUGUUGGUUUAUUUUUUUGUUGGGUUGUUCGUUUUGUGUUUUUUUUUCUUGAGCCCCUGGGGUUUGUAAUUCUUGGUAGGGUAGAAAGAGGGACCUGGGGAGGGGGGAGAGAUGCCAGGGAGCCGAGACGCGUGUCGGAGAGCAGGCACUGCGCCUAGCUGGAAGGAGACCAGACCACAGGGAAAACGCAGGAAGACCAUUCUCGUAGGAAUGCAGUUCCCAAAUCCCCCAUCCAGGCACGCUCAGCAGCGUGGGGCAGACUCCUGGGGGGGGGGGGGGGGGGGGGCUGGGUGCGCUCUGCACCCUCCGAGAGGCGCUCGGCGCUUGGCAGGCUCUCACGCCGGGGUGUGGGUUUGGAAAUCGAUGUCCAUUUUUUUGAAUAUACAUAUAUAAAUAGCUCAUCAUCUGGAAGUGGCUGUGUAUAACUUGUGGGGUGGGGGGGGAACUUGCAUGACUUUUCUUUUGGUGAAAUGCCGGAUUCGGGGCGAAGUAGAGUUGGGUUUUGAGUGUUGUCUUACAGCUGAGCCGAGCAGAAAUGGAAUUAGCGAAGGGUUGAGCCUGUGGCGCUGAUCGCGGCGUUGAAGGCAGUCUGGGAAGUGCCGGUUGUUUGGUGGUUAGGUCAGGAUCUACGGUAUAGAACUCUGAAGCCAUAACUUUUAACUGGAGUGGUUUUGAUUAUUAUUUUUUUAUUAUUAUUAUUAUUAUUAUUAUUAUUUUAUGGGAGGGUCUGGAUUUUAACUUUUUUUAAUGUUGUUAAUUCUUUAUAAGAGAAGAAAAACAAUCUAUAAUUAUUACCUCUUGACCUGUUUGUAAAGAAAUCACUGCAAAAAAAAAAGGAAAAAAAAAAAGAAAAAAAAAACCCCAAAUGCACACAGCUCGAUUUACACUGGAACUGUUUCUACUCAAACUUUGCGCCUGCUCUGUAAGGUGAGGUUUCAUCUCUGCUCCGGCCACCGGGGUUAACCUAUUUUAUUUUUUUUUAAAAAAAAAAAAACACUCUUCUUGCUGUCUGUGUAUCUGUCCGUGUGUCCGUCUUCCCCCAGACUCCCUCUCUUGUCUGUGACUUGGUGUAAAGUGAGGAGUGGGGGUUUUUGCAUCGUGUCUGAAGCCGUUUUUGCAUCCUCCCGUGGAGCUGAGCGGUCGCGGGAGGGCCGGCGGGCUCGGGGCUGGUUCACGGAGCAGCGUGGAGUGGUCGCUGGGUGAAUGUACCGCUUCCCUUCCCUCGCCCGUUCCUCCUGACGCCGUGUCUCAGCCAGGGGUUACCCUGCGUCUCCGGUACCGUCCGUCCCUUCCCCAAACCCUCCUGCGUUCAGAAACCGAGGUGGUGGGCGCUUGGUGGCUGCGCUGACGGGACCCUCACCGUGGCCCGGCCCGCUGGGUUGGGGGAGGAAGGUUUUAGCGAUGGAAACUGCCGUAGGGAAGCCCCUCGCGGCUAUAGGUCCGUCUGCCGCCGCCUCUCGUUCCCCGGUACGAGUCUCCCGUCCCCGUUAACCGCGCGGGCUGCUUCUCCAGGACACUAAAUCAGCUACGUAACUCGCACUGGCUCCCCCCACCCCUCCAACUGUAGCCACACAUGCAUCUGCCUCAGCGCUAAACCAAACAGCGGAGCGGUUUCAGGCCGGAUUAACGGUAGAAAGGGGUGAGGGCAGGACAACGAGGGUAUCCCCUACGAGCGGGAUGGCAGGAGGAACCUUGUUUGUAGAGAGAUGCCAUCGCGAGGUGAUGAAAAGCGAGGAUUUGAGACGGGAACGCUGAUUAUGUAGCAUUUAUACAGCACUUUUCACGCAAACACGUGCCAGGGAGGUGCAGUGCUUACUUAGCUGACCGGUAGCAAACCUAGGGAAUCGCUGCGGGGAAACGCAACGCUACAGGCAGUUGGGGAUGAGAAAUCCUGACGGGAUCGAGGGGAGAUCAGGUACUCGGGGAGAGGCGGAGGUGGAGAGCUUGUGAUUCUUUGGGGGGGGGGUCCGUUGGGGGUACGCUGGCUUCAGAACGGAUCUCUCGGUACUUGCCUGCCCCUUUUUUAUUUGUUUGGGUUUGUCUAUUUGAUUAGAAACGGACUGUAAAAUAGCCACUUAGACACUUUACCUCUUCAGUAUGCAAAUGUAAAUACAAUGUAAUAUAGGAAAUCUUUUGUUUAAUAUAAACCGAGGCUGUCGAUUUCUGCUGUACAUUAUUAAAAGUUUGUUUUAUUCA